Molecule: messenger RNA, 1629 nt
Organism: Aegilops tauschii subsp. strangulata
Lineage: Eukaryota; Viridiplantae; Streptophyta; Magnoliopsida; Poales; Poaceae
Product: probable transcription factor At3g04930
Biological process (GO): regulation of DNA-templated transcription
Cellular component (GO): nucleus
Source: RefSeq, a predicted model, not a curated record
AAAGCAAUGCAGCCACUCCUCCUGCAGUCCGGCCAGGUCCUCCUAUCCGCCCCGUAUCCAUCCGGUUCCCGAUUCGACUCCACCCGGCACCCGAACCCCUAAUCCCCCUCCCACCACCAUGGCCUCCGCCGCGCCCUCCCGCUCCCGCUCCUCCUCCUCCGCCGACCAAGACGAGGAGGGCACCGACAGCGACGCCUCCAACGACUCCCACCCACCCACUGCCCAGGAGGCCCCGCCCCCACCGUUCCCCGACAGCUCGGCCCCGCCUCCUCCAGCCCCCGCUGCCUUACCCGACCCAGCCGGCGCCGGUCCAGUUCCGCCGCCUCCGCCGCAGGGGGCGAGUGCGGCGGAGGACUCGAGGCGGCUGUUCCAGCGGCUGUGGACGGACGAGGAGGAGCUGCUCAUCCUGCGCGGGUUCCUCGAGUUCACGUCGCGCCGGGGCACCGCCUUCGCGUCGCACCAGUACGACACGGGCCCCUUCUACGAGGAGAUCCGCCGGAAGCUCUCCUUCGACUUCUCCAAGAACCAGCUCAUCGAGAAGCUGCGCCGCCUCAAGAAGAAGUACCGCGUCUGCGCCACCCGCGUCGCUGCGCAGGGCGCCGCCUUCGCCUUCAAGAGCGCGCACGAGGGCGCCAUCUACGACGUCGCGCGCCACAUCUGGCGCCCGGCCUUCAAGCGCGACGGCGACGCCUCGGACGAGGACGACAUCAACCCCGCAGAAGCAGCGGCGGUUGCAGCAGCAGCCGCCGCCGCCGCCGCCACGGAGCCGCCUGCUGCGGUCGAGGAGGGCGGGGGCGGAGGCGCGUCUGCGCACACCCCUCGGGGCAGGGGCUCGCGGCGUGGAAGGAAGAGGACGGCGCCGGAGAUUGAGGCGCCCAUCUUCCCUGCAACGCCCGCUCCGAUGUUGACCGAUGCGGCUCAGGAGCCAGCUAUCACGGCGUUCGAGAGUUCCGUGCCGGUGAUUGCACAGCCACCUUCAGCGCCGGCAGCACCAUUGCCUCCUUAUCCGCUGACAGCCAAUGGCCCCACUGAAGCUGAUGUCCGGAGCAUCCUGUCACCGCUGCUCAAGGAGCUCAUCAGCUCGGUUGCUGUUCCGGGGCAGACCGGACUAGGAUUGGGCUUGGGCAUGGGAUUCGGGGGUGCUGAUAUUCUUGGCGCUGGUCUUGGGGUUGCUGGACUGAGCCCUCGGGUGCCCGGUGAUGAGAAGUGGAGGCAGCAGCAGAUUCUUGAGCUGGAGGUCUACCUCAAGAGGCUCGAGCUUGUCCGGGAGCAGGUCAUGACGGUGCUACAAGAACUCAGGUCAUCAGACAGCUGAUUGCUUCACAUUGUGCUGUAAAAAUCUCCGAUUUGGAGGUAACAUUUUUCUCUAAAGAGUAGUGAGUACUCCUUGUUUACUGUCAAUGCGGCAUUGGAAAAGGCAUACAUACAGAGUUGGUGGUGUUCUUCUCAUUUUAGGCUUGGCCACUUGGGUCGCUUAGUUGCAUGUAGUUGUCAUCAUAAGGUUAGAGAUGAACUUUGAUCUGUAGAUGGGAUGAUGAUCAAAGUUUGUCAUCACUUGUAGCUCACUUUAUUCUCUGAUGCGAUCAGUCUUAUAAUUCGAGAAAUGCAGUGAAGGGUUUUGAAUCUGGA